Messenger RNA from Corylus avellana, 2344 nucleotides. It is a transcript of the gene YSL7, whose product is annotated as YELLOW STRIPE like 7. NCBI's taxonomy places the organism in Eukaryota, Viridiplantae, Streptophyta, Magnoliopsida, Fagales, Betulaceae. The record is from RefSeq and is a predicted model, not a curated record. Gene Ontology annotation, molecular function: oligopeptide transmembrane transporter activity. Gene Ontology annotation, cellular component: membrane.
GUAGUAGUCUUCAAAGCCAAGAUCCGCUUAUCGGGAAUUGGCGGAGGAGAGCUGCAGGUAGGAGAAGAAUUGGAUCAGAUGGCUUCUCAUGUAGGGCCGGAUGCGGUGGCCGUGUCCGACGAAGAUGACAAGUACACCAAAAAGGCAGAUGCGAAGGAUGACAUAUUCAACGAAUCCGUAGAGGAAAUAUUCUCGAGCAAGGAGGUGCCCUCAUGGCAGAAGCAGCUGACUUUGCGGGCCUUUGUGGUGAGCUUUGUGCUUGGGGUUCUGUUCACCUUCAUUGUCAUGAAGCUCAACCUGACCACCGGAAUUAUCCCGUCCCUCAACGUCUCGGCCGGGCUUCUGGGCUUCUUCUUCGUCAAGACAUGGACUAAGUUCCUGGAGAAGUCGGGUAUGCUCCGGCAGCCAUUUACGCGACAAGAGAACACUGUUAUUCAAACCUGCGUCGUUGCCUCCUCCGGCAUUGCUUUCAGCGGUGGCUUUGGUAGUUACCUCUUUGGAAUGAGUGAUGUUAUUGCCAAACAAUCAACAGAAGCGAACACUGCACAAAAUACCAAGAACCCAACACUAGGAUGGAUGAUUGGGUUUCUUUUUGUUGUUAGCUUUCUUGGCCUCUUUUCUGUGGUGCCUCUUCGGAAGAUUAUGAUCAUAGACUUCAAAUUGAUAUAUCCAAGUGGUACUGCAACUGCCCACCUUAUCAACAGCUUUCACACUCCUCAGGGUGCCAAGCUAGCAAAGAAACAAGUGAAAGCAUUGGGGAAGUUCUUCUCGUUUAGCUUUCUUUGGGGCUUCUUCCAAUGGUUCUUCACUGCUGGUGAUGACUGCGGAUUUGUAAACUUCCCUACAUUUGGUCUAGAAGCCUUUGAAAAUAUGUUUUACUUCGAUUUCUCAGCUACUUAUGUUGGUGUUGGAAUGAUCUGUCCACAUUUGAUUAACAUAUCUCUGCUUGUUGGAGCAAUUCUUUCAUGGGGUGUCAUGUGGCCUCUCAUAGAUGCCAAAAAGGGCUCUUGGUUCUCUGCAGACCUCAAGUCAAGUAGCUUACAUGGCCUGCAAGGUUAUAAGGUAUUCAUUGCUAUAGCCAUGAUACUUGGCGACGGCCUCUACAACUUCUUUAAAGUCCUUGGCUGCACUCUAUUUGGUUUGUACAACCAAUUAUGCAACAAAGACUCCGGCACAGUUCUCCCUCUAUCCGGCCGCGCCUCCCUCGAUAUCGCUCCAUCGGUGUCUUACGAUGACCAACGCCGGACCGAACUAUUUCUCAAGGACCAGAUUCCGACAUGGUAUGCUGCUGCUGGUUAUGUCAUUAUCGCAAUUAUAUCUGCUGCCACACUUCCCCACAUAUUUUUCCAGCUCAAGUGGUACUAUAUUGUGGUAAUUUACGUAAUAGCGCCAACACUAGCCUUUUGCAAUGCUUAUGGCUGCGGCUUGACAGACUGGUCCUUGGCAUCAACAUAUGGAAAGCUAGCCAUCUUCACGAUUGGUGCAUGGGCUGGGGCCUCCAAUGGCGGAGUUCUCGCAGGUUUAGCGGCAUGUGGUGUGAUGAUGAACAUUGUAUCCACAGCCUCUGACUUGAUGCAGGACUUCAAAACAGGAUACAUGACUUUGGCUUCACCAAGAUCCAUGUUUGUGAGCCAAAUUAUUGGAACAGCAAUGGGUUGCGUUAUUUCUCCUUGUGUCUUUUGGCUCUUCUUCAAUGCCUUCAAGGAUCUUGGCGUUCCUGGCUCAGAAUACCCCGCCCCUUACGCGCUCGUUUACCGUAAUAUGUCGAUAUUGGGGGUUGAGGGGUUCUCUGCUUUGCCAAAGCACUGCCUCACCCUUUGCUAUGUGUUUUUCCUUGCAGCAAUAGUCAUCAACGGUAUCAGAGAUGUUGUGGGGAAGAAGUGGAGUAGGUUUAUUCCACUUCCCAUGGCAAUGGCAAUACCCUUUUAUCUUGGAGCUUACUUUGCCAUUGAUAUGUGUGUGGGGAGCUUGAUUUUAUUUGUGUGGCAGAAGGUAAACAAGGCUAAGGCUGAUGCGUUUGGACCGGCUGUGGCGUCUGGUUUGAUUUGUGGUGAUGGGAUUUGGACUCUGCCCAGCUCAAUACUCGCUUUGGCAGGUGUUAGUCCGCCCAUCUGCAUGAAAUUUCUGUCCAGCGCAUCAAAUAAAAAGGUGACUGCUUUCUUGGAAGGUUCUUGAAGUGAAGUCUCUUAAUAUUUACAAUUGAGCACUUCUUCACUUCACCCCCGCGGGUGGCCACCAGUGUGGAUGCUUUCAUGUGUUCCUCUGUUUUUCGCUUCUUCUACUUGUUUCCAUUUCCCUAUGUUCGCUUGUGUAUAGAUUUCCAUGUCUUUUAUGCAAUAUAUCA